AUGUCGCUCAUGCAAGCUCUCCAUCUCGCGAUCCAGCCGGAAAAACGGGCUUCUGCGCCCGCGCUCCCCUCGCUUAACCUGCGUCCUGAGGGUUCCGGACAACAGCUAGAUAGUCAGCGAACUUCACUUAAUGGCGACUCGCCGCCAGAAACUGGCCAGCCAAUCUUCGAGCGUGUGCCUUCGCAUGGCACCACGCAGGCCCGAAGGAUAACAGUCACGGUGCUGCUCAUUCUGGCGAACCUCGUGCAGAUGACAGUCAACUUCGCUGGAAUAGCCGGUGGCAGCACGUUGACCAAUGCAAUGGGUGUAGAGGGCACCUAUGCCUCCUGGAUUGGGGCCAGCUAUGCACUCACACAAGGGACUUUUGUCUUGAUGAGCGGUCGCUUGGGAGAUGUUUUUGGACACAGGAAACUUCUCCUGAUCGGCGGAGCAUGGCUGAGUCUGUGUGUCCUGAUUGGUGCCUUCCUCGAUAAUUUCUUCGCCUUUGUCACGAUGCGUGCCCUUGCUGGUGUUGGAGGUGCUCUCAUUAUGCCGAACGCGGUAGCCAUGAUAUCGGCCACAAACCCGCCAGGACGCGUCCGAAACUUGAGUUUAGGCUUCUUUGCAGCGUCGGCGCCAUUGGGAGGCUACUGUGGAGCGAUACUCUUGGGCGCCUUCUUAGAGAACACGGACUGGAAGUGGUUCUUCGUUUUCAUAGCGUGUCUCGCCGCGGUAACCUUCGUCGCUCUGUGGACUCUAGCUCCAUACGAACCGCCAGUCGACCGCCACGGAAAGAUAGAUUGGAUCGGCUCCGCUUUAGGCACCAGUUCCCUGAUUCUCUUUAACUUUGUUUGGAACCAGGCACCCAGUGUCGGAUGGUCCACCCCUUAUGAAAUCGCCCUCCUCCCAGUAUCAUUGAUACUCUUCGGCGGCUUCCUAGUCUGGGAAAAGAGAUUCGCAGCGCAGCCCAUCAUGCCACUUGAGAUCUUCAAAGCACCAUCCUUCCUAACGCUGCUUCUAGUCAUUCUCCUGAAUUACAUGGCAGUGGGCACACUAAUCUGGUACCAGGUGCUCUGGCUACAGGAAGUGUGGCAUUGGUCCCCACUCCACUUUGCUGUCGGGUGGACCCCUUUUGUCAUCUGUGCAACGGCUGCAGCGUCCCUUGCUGCCUGGCUGAUCCCUCGUCUAGCGGCGCAGUGGAUCCUGGCCAUUGGAACAGUCACCAUUCUAGUCUCCAAUGCCCUGAUGGCCACCGUGCCUCUGCACCAAUCAUACUGGGCUCAGAUCUUUCCGUCUGUAGUUCUCUUCUCGUUCUGUCCAGACUUUGUUUAUACCGCGGGACAGAUUAUUGCAAGUAAUUCCGUCCGUAGACACCAGCAGGGUAUCGCGGGUUCUAUUAUUGGAACACUAAAUUUGUACGGCAACAGUUUGGGACUCGGGUUUGCGUCGACCAUUGAGGUCCAAGUCGCUCGGCGCUUCCACAGCCAGAUCAUGGGAUAUCGGGCAGCACUGUACUUCGGUGUUGCCAUCAGUGCGGUGGCGUUGAUUCUCGACGUUUGUUUUGUAAGACUGGUCAAGGAUGAACGUGAGGGUUGGGAGGAAGAAGACCUCUUAGCCCUCAAUGAGGUUGAACUUCAAGGGCGUGCGGAGGCUACAGGGGCUCAAUUACCAGUUGCACCCGUCCGGUCAUAA
Molecule: messenger RNA, 1671 nt
Organism: Aspergillus nomiae NRRL 13137
Lineage: Eukaryota; Fungi; Ascomycota; Eurotiomycetes; Eurotiales; Aspergillaceae
Product: efflux pump antibiotic resistance protein
Exons: 5
Coding region: 1-1671 (556 amino acids)
Biological process (GO): transmembrane transport
Cellular component (GO): membrane
Molecular function (GO): transmembrane transporter activity
Source: RefSeq, a predicted model, not a curated record